Molecule: messenger RNA, 2943 nt
Organism: Fraxinus pennsylvanica
Lineage: Eukaryota; Viridiplantae; Streptophyta; Magnoliopsida; Lamiales; Oleaceae
Source: the annotation of a GenBank genome assembly
AUGGAGGAAAAUCGAAGAGACUCCACAGGAACUCCUCCGCCGGUCACCGCCGUAACUCAGUCGAAGCCUCCAGAGGCUCCACCUUCGGACCAGCCGAACUCAAGGCGGAGAGGCGGUGGCCACAAGCGGAAAUCGGCCUCCAUUAAUAUUAGCAGUGGUUUAAGUAGUCAUGCCAUUUCCUCCAAGCGCCAAACCCGAGAGAAGCCAACUGCGGUGCCGUUUCCUCUGAUCCACCACAAUGGACCAUUCACCAGGGCGCGGGUGCAGCCGAACAACAACGGUGUGUCUGUGGAGCCGACGGAGCGCGUUCGCCUAGAGGCUUCGGUGAUGAUCGAGGAGCGGAUUGAAGUGAACGGAAAUUGGGAGGCUUUGGAGGCAAAGAUUAAGGCUGAUUAUGAAGCCAUUAGAUCGAGAGAUGCAAAUGUCCAUGUGGUGCCCAUUCAUGCCGGAUGGUUUUCAUGGACAAAAAUUCAUCCCCUAGAAGAGAGAAUGCUUCCCUCUUUCUUUAAUGGGAAAUCAGAGAGUAGGACUCGUGAAAUAUACACAGAGAUACGGAAUUCGAUCAUAAAGAAUUUUCAUUCCAAUCCCAAUGCACAGGUAGAGUUGAAAGAUUUAGCCGAGCUCACGGUUGGAGAAUUGGAUGCUAGGCAAGAGGUGAUGGAAUUCUUGGAUUAUUGGGGUUUGAUUAAUUACCACCCGUUCCCACACAAUGGAUCUGAUACAGUGGAUCCUGAUUCUGAAGCCAAUGCCAAUGCCAGUGCUGAAGCUGAUGAACCAGGAAAAGCAGGUUCUUUAGUUGAGAAACUCUUUCGAUUUGAAACAGAGCAAUCACGGACUCCAGUCGUUCCAAGAUUUAACCUGGGUACACAAGCUUUGUCAUCUGGACUGUUUCCCGAAUCAGUUGCUGCCGAAGAAUUGGGGAAGUCUGAAGGGCCUUCAGUUGAGUACCACUGCAACUCCUGUUCAGCAGAUUGCUCUCGCAGACGCUACCACUGCCAGAAGCAGGCAGAUUUUGACUUAUGUGCCGACUGUUUCAACAAUGGGAAGUUUGACUCAGAUAUGUCCCCAUCUGAUUUCAUUCUCAUGGAGCCUGCUGAAGUUGGUGGUGCAAGUGGUGGAAAGUGGACAGAUCAGGAAACCCUUUUACUCCUUGAAGCCAUAGAAAUUUUUAGAGAUAACUGGAGCGAGAUUGCUGAACAUGUAGCGACAAAGACAAAAGCUCAAUGUAUUUUGCACUUUGUUCAAAUGCCAAUUGAGGAUGCAUUUUUCAAUCAUGGUGAUGAAACUGAUGCAACUCCUGAAGAAAAUGGAUGUCCACUUUCCAGCAAUACUGAUACUUCAGCCUCAAAAAUUGACCAAAACGAAGAUACUUCAGCUCAUAAAGACAUCGGUGAGAAAACGGGAAAUCUAGGCAACACGAAUGACAAUCAGGCUUCAUGUCCCAUGGAAAUUUCAAAUCCAGAUGAGAAGGACAAUAAAUCAGAUGUUAAUCCUGAAGAUGGGGAGAGCUGUGCACUGAAAGCACUCAGAGAGGCAUUUGAAGCUGUGGGUUUUCAUCCUUCACCUGCAGAAAGACUAUCGUUUGCUGAAGCUGGUAAUCCAGUGAUGACAGUGGCAGCAUUCCUAGCGCGAUUGGUGGAACCUAAUAUAGCUGCUGCAUCAGUUCGUAGCUUUUUAAAAUCACUAUCUGAAAAUUCUACCAGUGAGCAGCUUGCUGCGAGGCACUGUUUCCGAUUGGAAGAUCCACCAAACAACAAUAAGAAUUCAGUUGACUCAGAAGGAGCGGCAGCUGAAACCAUUGGCCUGGAAGGACAAAAGGACGAGGAUCUUCAUGUUGAAAAGCAGAAAGUAGAAAAGUAUGAUCCAGUAGCUGGUGAGAUCAGCUCCCAAAAUGAUGAGAAUGAUAACAAGAACCAGAAUUCUGCUACAGAAGAACAAAAGCUUGUGGUCUCUCCUAGUAAUGAACACGCAGACAAAUCUUCUGAUAGUGGGGAACACCCUGAACGAAUGAUCAAUCAAGAGGAAGCCGAAACUGACCCAAUGAUUGAAUCAAGUAACCCAGAUUUGCCAGAUGAACUGUUACAAAAAAAGGCAGAAGGAUCUGCUAUUUCAACAUCAAUGAUUGAGCUUCCUCCCAAUGCUGCCAAAGAGUCAGGGAAUGAAACUUCCACAGGGGAGACUUCUCAGUCUAAAGAUCCUCCGAAAGAUGGAGAUGAAUUAUCGAACUCUGGAAUGGAAGAAACCGAGCAAUUGGUAGAACCAAAUUCAGUGACUGAAAAACAAGAAAAUACAGGUGUGGAAGAAGCAAAAGAAUGCGGUAAUGACAAGGGAGAGCCCUCUGUGAAAGAAGCAAAAGAACAUGGUAAUGACAAGAGAGAGUCCUCAAUGAAAGAAGCAAAGGCGUGUGAUAAUGAAAAUAAAGAGGACAAAGUGACCAAAGUUAAUCUUCCUAUUGAUAAGUUAAAGCAAGCUGCAUCAACUGCUCUAUCAGCUGCAGCAUUGAAGGCAAAGCUCCUCGCAGGCCAAGAAGAGGAUCAUAUUCGUGAGCUUGCUGCAUUGUUAAUAGAAAAGCAGUUACACAAACUGGAGACCAAGUUUGCUUUCUUUAGUGAUAUGGAAAAUGUGACAGUGAGGGUUAAGGAACAGUUGGAUAGGUCAAAGCAGAAGCUGCUCCAUGAGAGAGCGCAGAUUAUUGCAACACGACUUGGCAUAUCUGCUUCCUCAGCUCGUCCUAUUUCACAGUCUUUACCAACCAACAGAGUUGGAAUGACUGUUUCGAACUCGGUAUCAAGAACCUUUAUGGGCAUGACAUCCUUGAGGCCUCCAAUUUCAAGGCCAAUGAUGACAUUAAAUCCUACUUCAGGCUCUUUUACCCCUGCAAUGAUGGCAGGAAGUUCCGUGCAAACUAACCCAGAUAAGCUUUCCUCUGUUGGUACAAAGUAG